UCGGUCUUCAGAAAACUAUAUUUUACAGUACUAAAAAACUGUAUAUCUACAUUCAUGCCAACAUCGAAUUGAACCCAUCAUAGUACAAGGAAUAAGCAGUAGGAAACACUAUCAGAACUCUAUGCAGAAUCCCGAUUUAAAAACAUUGAAUGGUCUUUUCACCUUCUUUAUUUUAAAUUAUGCGGAUGGACCACUUGAGUGGUGCUACAGUUCCUGCUGCCUCCUAAACAUGGAUGAUUUUAUCUUUUAUUUUUCGAAAGCGUCCAAUCUCUAAUGGCACUCUGAAUAAGUUCUGCAGAAAGACACUCGCAUGUUUUUGUAAAAACAAAGUGGUUCUACCUCCAGAGAAGUUUCCAUCUUCCCAUUAAAAAAACGCGUUUGCCUUAAGCCCAAGCCUAUAGUCUUUUUGGCCAAGCUCGAUGGAUCAAAGUGGGUAUGUCUGCAAAGGAAUGAGCAGAAGGUUCUUGGAAGCAGCCAAAUCAGGGAAAGUCCAAGUGCUUAAUGAGAUUGAGGAGCUGCAACGCGCUACUAAUGAGGUAACGCCAGGGGAAAACACGGUGCUACAUAUUGCCGCCUAUCAUGGCUCUCUGCAAUUCGUUCAAAAGUUGCUUCAAUUCUCAAAUGCCAAUCCAGAGUAUGGGAUGACAUUUUUAAAAGCUAAAAAUAUGGAGGGAAACACAGCGUUACACGAAGGGGCGUUGGGAGGAAAUGAGCAAGUCGAGGAAGAUUUAUUGAAGUCAUGCCCAGAUUUGGUGAAUGAGAUUAACAAAGCAGGUGAAACGGCUCUCUUUAAAGCUUGUGAGGGAGGUCAUCUCAAGAUUGUUGAAAUGUUGUGCUGUAGGACUUCAAGAGAGUACUACAAGAGAUUUGAUGGACAAACGGUUUUACAUCUUGCAGUCUCUAAAUUAAGUACAGAUGUAAUUAAGAAGCUUUUAGACAAUAAACCUGAACUUGCCACAGAAGUAGACAAUUUCAACCGAACUCCGUUGCAUAUGGCUGCCUUAUAUCAAUUUCCAGUUGCGAUGCUUCCAUGUUUUUUAAGGGAACGGAAGAAACUUCACCUGAUUGGAAAGAUGCUUAUUAAAAAUGAUAAUGGACUUUCUUGUUACAAAGUGGACCAAAACAAGCAGUCUGCACUUCACGUUGCAGCCAAAGAGGGGAACGCAACUCUAGUGAGAGUGAUAUUGAAACAGCAGCGACUGUCUGGAAAUGGUAGAAAUGCCUUGCAUCUGGCUGUGAAAAAUGCUGUUGAAAUAUUUGAGAGAGUUGGACAAGAUCUGAGAAUGAUAAUAUCCUCGGUAAUGUCACAAAGACUGAUUAAUUGCAUUGAUAACAAUGGGCAAACGGCAUUAGAUAUUGCACUAAAGAAAGGGAAUGAAGACCCACAACUUUAUAGGGUUAUUAUAAUUUAUUUAUAUGAACAUGGUGCUAUUAAGAAAAUAUUCGAUACGCCCUCAACAGCCAUCCAAUUACGUAUCAACCCAAGUUGGAACCCAGAUGCCAUAUCUGUAAGUGCAGUCCUAAUUGCAACAGUUGCUUUUGCAGCUGCUUUUACUCUACCAGGAGGCAUUGACACACAAGAGCACAGCCCACCAGCACCUAUAUUGAUUGACACAAACGUCUUCAAGCUAUUUGUGAUAUUUGACACAGUGGCCUUCUGUUAUUCUAUUGGUUCUGCGAUCCUGCUUAAUUUUGCAUUUCUAGUUGGCCGAGAAGCGGAUCACAUCUUAACUAAUAUGAGCUUGAUUGCGUUAUAUAUAGCACUGGUAUCAUUAUCAAUAACAUUUGGCGCAGCAAUACAUCUGGUUGUGGCAUCAAAGUGUUUGUGGUUGGCUGUGCUGGUGUGGGUUAUGGUGUGCCUUCUUCCAAUAUGGAUAAGGGUAAUGUCGCUAUUUGGAAAAUCUUACUUGUUCACUCCACUUGACCAACGUAUCAAAUUAGUGCUGCUUGGUUUCGGUCUUGUACUCGCUUUGAUUGUUCCCUCGGUUGCGAUAGCCACUGCGGUUUUCUAUGGAAUAUAUCACCCUUUGCGUAGGGUUUGGAAGAAGCUCCAUGGAAUCAAAUCUAAAGUUCACUAGAUAUGCAGUUAAAUGUAUUUCGUGUGGUGUUAAAUAGCAGAUAUCUUUGAAAAAAUUUAUAGCUAUUAGAAGGUUCAAAUAGUGUGAGAUUUAAGGUCAAGAUCAUUCCAAAAGUUAUUAUGUGGAGACUGAUUAGCAUUAAUGUCUAUUGGAUUUAUUUGGUUUAAUAAGUCUUUUUUAGCUUUUAUAUAUGUAAUAAAUGACAUUGUGGAGAUAUAAGUGAAUGUCAUUAUA
Cryptomeria japonica (Japanese cedar) is the source of this 2312-nucleotide messenger RNA. RefSeq names its product ankyrin repeat-containing protein At5g02620. Gene Ontology annotation, molecular function: protein phosphatase 1 binding; protein phosphatase regulator activity. Gene Ontology annotation, cellular component: plasma membrane. The record is from RefSeq and is a predicted model, not a curated record. NCBI's taxonomy places the organism in Eukaryota, Viridiplantae, Streptophyta, Pinopsida, Cupressales, Cupressaceae.